CCUCCAUAUCUGAUUGGAAAUGUGGCAAGGUCGCUGGUAUAGAAUAUUUAGUUGAUUUUUCAACUCAUUCAAUAUAAAUAUCUACUAACUAUUGUUAAAAAAUAUUUGGAUCCAAUCCUGACGUGAUGCAUUAGGAAAUUAAAUAACGGUAAAGUGCUACAGGCGCAGCAAACUUUUUUCGAACUUUCCAAACUGCGCCUAUAUAAAUUACUAAGCUAACUCUAAGAAUUUAAACUGAAUGCUAUUCUUCUAUAUUAAUAAAAAUGUCGUCGUAUGAGUGUGAGAGAAGGGUUGCUACAGAGAAACAUCAAAUCGGCGCACCUGACCGUAGCGUAAAGGUUAUCAGUCAUGUUGGUCAUGCUGUUAAUUUAGCAAUUGAGAGGUUCGUGACAAUAGGAGAAAUAAUUGCCGAGGACAAUCUCGAUAUCAAAUCAGAUAUUUUGGAGUGUUGCAGAAAUGCAAGAGAUGCAGGAAAAUCAAUAGAACGCUUAUGUGAUAUUUCUGCCAUGGAUAACAUGAAUUACUCAACUUUAGAUAUACCUGCAUACGAUGAAAAUGCAAUAAUAAUAGCAGCUAAAGCUCUCAUAUCUGCUGUAACUAGAAUUUUGCUUUUAGUUGAUAUUGUUGUUGUUAAACAGCUCCUCACUGCUAAGAGGAAAAUUGUUAAAAGUUUACGAAAACUUGAAUCCGUUGUGAAUUUUACCGAAUUUGUUCGAGCUUACUCACUUUUCGGCAUUGAAAUGAUAGAGCUUGCAUAUCUAAUACGAAAUCAACAGAAUAAUAUCAAAGAAGAACGGCGCCGAGCGCAAAUGUUCUCAGCCAAGCAAAUAUUGGAACACUCUAUCUCUAUAUUAUUAUCAUCGUCCAAAGCGACGCUUCUACAUUAUGAUUGUAUGAUCGCUAAAGAAAAUCGAGAUACAGUAUUUUGUCAAAUUAGACGCGCUAUGGAUUUAAUACAUUUUGUUGUGAAAGAUUGCAUAUUCGAAUCGGCAUUCUUACCAUAUAACGAGCAUGGCGGCGGCCCUAAAAAUAUUAGCGGCGAAACUGUGCAAUCAUCAUCGAACUAUUUAACAUUUUUGUUGGAGAAAUUUCGUUCGAAACCAUUGGACGAUGUCAAAUCUACUAUGUAUAUAGGAAAUAAUAAUUAUUCAAAAAUCGCCACCUCAACUACGUUAAGCGAAAAGAAAUGGAACAAUGAAUAUAGUAAACGUCGAAACUCGUUUGGUAGUGAAGAUGAAAAUCUUCUAAUAGGAAAUAAUUAUAAGCAAUGUGGUACAAAAAUUUCACCAUUUUCGGAUCGAGACUUGAUGACACCAUUCAAUAUUGAAUUAAUCGAAGAACUGAUAUAUGCUUUUGAAAAAUUAUUAGAGAAAACACAUGACUUUACUGAUUCUGCUUAUACAAGUCAUGAAAAUAGAGAACAUAUUUUAUUCCUUGGUGAUCGAUGUAAACUAGAGCUUAAAAAAUGUUUAAAUAUUUUAUAUAAGACCGAACGCAAUACAAGACAUAUAAUGGACGAAGAAAUCGAUAGAGUUAUAAGUACAUCAAAAAAUCUAACACAACAGCUAAUACUCUCCGUUGCCGAUCAGACAUCUGAUCUAUAUCAUUCGCUGAAAACCUCAGUGGAAUUAGUAAAUAAUUUUCAUUUAUUAGCUAUGAACGAGGAUCCGACAUCCUUUCAGGAGUGGUCAAAUAAAUUUCAUGACUGUUGUGAUCAUAUUAUCGAUGUAUGCAAAUUAUUACAACACAUCGCUUUUACAGAGAGCUUACAAGUACAAUCGAAAUGCUUAGCCAUUAAUUUACGGAUAUAUGGUCCACAAGUUAUACUAGCAGCUAAGAUAUUGUCGAGAUAUCCUUCAAGUGUUCCUGCGAAUGAAAAUAUGGAUGCCUUCGCAGAAAUGUGGAAAUGGUUGAUAUCGGAAAUAACAAAUGUAGCACAACAAAUUUUGGACACCACAGGCGAACAAUGCGACAAUAAGUAUAAAUAUAAACCCACUGCAGCCCGACCAUUGUCCGUUGGUCAGGAGGAGCCAGGUAAGGUGGCGCCUUCAACUACGGAGACAAAAGAAAUACCUUCGGAAAUUGCCCCAUUCAAUGAGAAAUGGAAUGAUGAAGUAAACGAUAAUAAUGACAUAAUAAAACGUGCUAAAAAUAUGUCAGCAAUGGCAUUCGCAAUGUAUCAGUUUACGAAAGGCAAUGGCACUUUAAGAACUACCCAGGAUCUUUUUACACAAGCCGAAUAUUUUGCUGAAGAAGCAAAUCGUUUGUAUAAAGUUUUGCGACAAUUUUCAUAUCAGGUUCCGGCAAGCCAAAAUAAAAAGGAUCUAUUGAAUAUUCUAGAUAGAGUUCCAACUUUUGUUCAAACUCUUCAAUUCACUGUUAAGGAUCACACUGUUGGAAAGGAUGCAACCUUUGUAAAAGUGGAUCACGUUAUACGAGAAACUAAAAAUCUUAUGAGUGUAAUUAACAAGGUUGUAACAAAAUGUUUUGAAUGUGCGACUAAGUACAAAUUGGACCUAAGCGGUCUCUCUGGUGGCUUGUCGUCUUCGGGUGCUUUAGGUGGAGACGAUAACAACUCUGGUGGUAUGGGAGAUUCCAAAGGCACAACAAGCAGCUCGGAAGGGAGCAUGUGACAUUACGGGAUGGCUCGAAGAGCCAAAGGUGAUGCGCGCAGAACACGAGUAUCCUUUUUAUUAUUUUGAGUGAGAUAUAAAAUUUAUUUCCUAACUUAGUAAGGAAAUACAAACAUAUAAAAACAAAAAUCAAUUUAAAAUUGUAAAUUGACGAUACUAUGUAAUGUACUAUUUUGAGGUUGAUAGAUGUUGUUUUCCCCCUUUUUAUGCAUGUAACUUUUGCUUAAACUUACAAAUCAAAUCUUUUUGUUUCUAAAUAUAAAUUAAUAAAUACGCUAAAUCGAUUGUGUGAAACUGAGAAAAUAAGAAAAUAAAGAGAAAAUAAGUUUACUGAAUCUAUUA
Rhagoletis pomonella (apple maggot) is the source of this 2975-nucleotide messenger RNA. RefSeq names its product alpha-catulin (gene alpha-Catr). Gene Ontology annotation, molecular function: actin filament binding. Gene Ontology annotation, biological process: cell adhesion; Rho protein signal transduction. The transcript is spliced from 7 exons. The record is from RefSeq and is a predicted model, not a curated record. Lineage: Eukaryota; Metazoa; Arthropoda; Insecta; Diptera; Tephritidae. The coding region runs from base 264 to 2633 and encodes 789 amino acids.